AAUUCUUAUCAAUUUUCAAGUCGAACUUGUAAAUGAACAGUGCUGUAAAACAAGCAAAAAACGAAUUCUUAAACACGCACACAAGUAUACUUUGGCUUUCUCAGCAUUUUGCUUAUAGCUCCUCCUGUGUGCGCAGCUCUAUUUGUGUUGCUUGCCUAAGAAAAAAGUCUAAUUCUUCUACGAGUUUGGUUUGCUUCGUGAGUACCAGACGAAUUAGAUUAACUCAAUUUGUUUAAGAGUCUCAAAGAGCAGCAGCAUUCUACUCUUACAGUUUUGCAAAUAUCUAAAGCAACAUUGUAAUGCCGCCGAAAAAGCACAAUGGAUUCAUGAUGUUUGUCCAGGAAUGGCGCAGAAACGACGCGGAAGGCCGAAAAAUGUCCAUGGCGCAAGCCGUUAGUAAAUGCGGCGAAUUAUGGAAGGUAAGUACGCACAGAACAGACGACGGCAACUAUCUGAUGUGUUCCUUACAGAAAAUGGACGCACAGCAGCGAGGACCGUACAACGGAUCCGCAAAGGAAGCGGAUGUGGUAAUGCGUUGCAAGGUGGAGCGCAUGAACUGCCACGGCCAAGCCCUCUCCGCCGUGCAGCGCGAGGAGCGGGAGGCGGCCGAUCGCCAAAUGGGCAUGAAGCGCAAAAUUGAGCGCAUGGUGCUCGACGGCAAGGCGCAGCAUGAUCUGGAGAACACGAAGUUCAUUUUCGCGGCUUUCAAUUACUUCACCAAGGCAAUCACAAAUGAUAUAUACAUACCUGCUGAGUUUGCGGCAUGCGAGUUUUCCUUGAAGUCGGGCAAGACCUCGCUCUACAGCUCGCAUAUCAAUCCAGGUCAGCUUAUUUUUGGACAGGGCAGCGACACGCAGCAUCACACGUCGAAUACGCAUCAGUUGCCGCUGCCGCCGAAUGCAUUGGGAGAAGCAAACAUAGGCAAGCUGUACGUGAGCAUUGUAGAGUAUUUGCGUGGCUGCCAAGACGGCGCCGGGCAUCCCAACGAUCCGCUGGUGGUCUUUACAAGCUCCGAGCUUGUGCCUGUGGUGCGAGGCUGCUUCAGAUACCUGGAAAGCGACAGCGAUGAGGUGCAGGAGAACAUUGAGGUCUACGACAUACAGUACCUGUUCUAUGUGCUCAAGAAGGAGGUCAUGGACAUUGCAGAUCUGCCCAACGAUCAUAUAAACAAGAGCAUUACCGACAAUUUGUUCGUCAAUGAUUUUUUUGAGUAUCAUUCGGGCAUAUCGUGUCAGUUUCAUGAGGACAACGAUCGCGGCAAAUACUGCACCCAGUCGAAGGUUGCCCGUUGGUGUUACCUGUUCAGCGACUAUAUGUGCGGCGAUCUUGCGAUCAAACCGCUGCCUGGCAAGCAUAUGCCGCCCAAGCAGGAGCCCAGGUUCAGGGUGAUCAAUCCUGAAGAGACGAGUGAGAACAGCUCCUUCUCCAGAAUGACCAGGACUGAAAAGUCGAGUGGCAACAUCUCAUUCGCCUCAAUCAGCUCGCUUCAAACGGAAGUGAAGCACGAGAUAGUUGAUCAUUCGGCCUUUUCUGCCAACCUCAAUGCUUCGGAGGACUUUCCCACUCUUGGUGGCCGCCAAGGCAAGCGCAAUGCCGAGCCAUUGGCCAAAAGUUUCUCUACACGCACUGCAAAAGGCGUCUGGAAUGUGCCUGCCUCAAAAUGUACUGUUAAGGACUUGGGAGAUGCGUUCAACAUGCCCCGGCGAUAAGCAGAAGUUAAUCUUAAACUGACUCGAAUGCAAGCUCCAAGAUAUCGUCUUGAGCGUGAGCAUUUGUUAAUCUAUUUUCUAAUAAUUCUUAAAUAAAUCAUUUAUAUUGUUUUUGUUAAAUGAAAUGGCAUAUGAAGUUCAAAGAAACAAUCUA
Drosophila novamexicana is the source of this 1863-nucleotide messenger RNA. RefSeq names its product protein maelstrom (gene mael). The transcript has 5 exons. Gene Ontology annotation, biological process: negative regulation of DNA-templated transcription; regulation of miRNA-mediated gene silencing; spermatogenesis. NCBI's taxonomy places the organism in Eukaryota, Metazoa, Arthropoda, Insecta, Diptera, Drosophilidae. The record is from RefSeq and is a predicted model, not a curated record. The coding region runs from base 300 to 1709 and encodes 469 amino acids. Gene Ontology annotation, molecular function: sequence-specific DNA binding. Gene Ontology annotation, cellular component: P granule; nucleus.